Messenger RNA from Cuscuta campestris, 1972 nucleotides. The record is from the annotation of a GenBank genome assembly. Lineage: Eukaryota; Viridiplantae; Streptophyta; Magnoliopsida; Solanales; Convolvulaceae.
CAACAAGAGGGGAGUAAAAUAUAAGUGCAGGGAACCAAUUUAAACCGAGAGGGCAUCAUUCAUUCAUUCUUUCCAUCAUCGAAACCCAACAGCCCUAGCGCAGGAGUUAUCUGUUAUUGUCGAUUUCUCUCCGGAUUCCUUCUGCCCGUCGACGGGAAAGGAAAUUACAGAUUCCAUCAAUACGAUGCAUCUCCAUGAAAAUCAUCGUGCUCUGUUGAAAGAAAACACAGCUCAUGUCAGAGAACUCUUCGACCGAUUUCUAUUAUCGUUAAAUCAUGAACCAGCUCCGCGGACGAGGGCGACAUCAGGAAUGGAGAAUACAUAUUCCUCUCCAUGCGACGGCCGCACUAUGCAUCUCCAGAAAAACCAUAAUCCGUUGGAAGACACAGUAGUUAAUGUGGAAGACGUCAUGAGCCAAUUUUUAUCAUGGAUGGCCCUGAACACAGGAAAUCCCAGGGGAACAAUGACUGCAUCCAAUUGUGGAUUCAACAAUGGGGCAGAUUUUGAGGAUGAACAUGUCAUAAUCUAUAUCCGUUUGCCUGCCAGAAGGCUAGAUGAGGAAUCCUAUAGAGACGAGUGGUUUUCUAUUUCAACACGGCAUUUGUUGUCCAGUAAAGGCAGUCCCCUCUGCCCGGCCUUUUUGGAUCCAGGCGAUGCCAAUGUUUAUUAUCUUUUUUGUCCUCCACUUUCCAUAGGGUCUCAUAUCUUCACCUUCUGUGAUGCCGAUGAUCAUUCUCCACACUCAGCGUAUGUGUUCUAUUUGGAUACACAAAAUGUCAAGGGAGGAUGGAAGGAAGCUCCUCCCCUGCCUCCAGGAACCUUCAAUUAUUACUUCUUUGAGGCCAAUGACAAGAUUUACGGAUUGGGGAUCUUUAAGGGUCUCUUGUUUGAUUUAUUGUUUCUUGAUUGCCACGAUUUGUCUAAAGGCUGGCAGUCCAUACAUCCCAUUAGUAAUGAACUAUCAAAACAGUAUCUUCAUGAUAUCUUUUAUGCAUUCAAACUCCAAUAUGAAACCCCCGUUGAUCCUGCAACUUGUAAAAUCAAGCGCCGUGCUACGCAUGCCAUCAUUCUUUUAUCAAGCUGUCUUGUUUCUUAUGAUUUUGACCAAAAUGCAUUUAAGGUGUAUGAUGACCACGUGCCGCAAGAAUGUUCCUGGAAUUGCUGCACAGGUGUUGGUCAUGGGGAUUUGUUUUACAUUUUGUGCCAGAAAAACACAUAUGAAAAGCCAUACGCCGUUCUUAUGGUCUACAAUGACAGCGUCCACAAAUGGUACCCAACUCCAGUUGUUGGUUUCGAGAACUUUCCUCAUGCUUUGCCAGUGAGCUAUGAACUAUUUUCUAAACCGGAACUCCCACGUGCACAAUUGUUGCUCAUAGGCGAAGGACGUCUCUGCAUCCUUUGGGCUGACAAGAUUGACAUUCACAACGCUGUCACUCAAAUUUACUGUACCAAAUUUGAUGUUCAAGUGAUUGAUGAGCAACCAUGUGCUGUCAAUGUUUCCACCCAGUUGUACAAUGUCAGGGGUCCACACUUUAUUGGGAUAAAUGCCGUUUUAAUUCGCAGGGAGACGAUGCCACAACUCAGAGGAAGAGAGGGCACACUGGCUGGGCCGUCCACGCCCUGCAAGAAGCAUAGAAGCAAGGGGCGCAAAAGAAAGGGUGCCAAAAGCAAGGCACACAAAAGCAAGGCGUAAGAUAUUGGGGAAUGGGAGGAGCAAGCUAAAGCUUUAUGAAUGGAUGGUAGUGUUUUGUCUGGUGUCUUCUUCAUCUAUUAUGAAUUUGUGAGGCGAUGAUCUCUAAGUUUCCCUGUGAACAACAAGUGAUAUGUAUGUGUAUCAUCUUCAUCAACAUGCGCUUGAUGUGUCAUUAGAAUGGUUGUUUCAAAACCAUGUCUUGUGCAUCAUUGUUAUUAGUAAUGUAUGAAUUCAUCACUUCAUUUAAGUGCGUGCCUCUGCUGCCUAUUGCCCUUAUUA